Messenger RNA from Trematosphaeria pertusa, 1604 nucleotides. RefSeq lists its product as uncharacterized. Bases 179 to 1498 code for a protein of 439 amino acids. Lineage: Eukaryota; Fungi; Ascomycota; Dothideomycetes; Pleosporales; Trematosphaeriaceae. The transcript has 3 exons. The record is from RefSeq and is a predicted model, not a curated record.
GCGAGCAUCGCCUUGCCUUGAUAAAUAUGUCUGCGGCGCUCCUUUCCGUCAUCACCUUUUAAGCUCAAAGCAUCCUUUUACGACCACGGCCAAUAUCCUGUGCCCGGCUAUUGUUGGCUCCUUUGUGCCCGCACUCCCUUUUAGUUCGCACAACCACCGGCACUCUCUAGCAGUCCUCAUGCCGGCCGUACUUGAGGGUGCUGUGCCCCCACCCCAUCUGCAUCUGGCUGCCACCUCGCCGUGGCCAACCUACAACUCUCACCACUACCCGGCCGCUCCCUGCUCCUCGCCCACUCCAAUGACUCCUGAAUCGAUGCACUCGUACAUCCCCCGCCUUCACGACAGCCCGCUGCCUGCUCAGGACCAAAGUGGCGCACCCGCGUCUGGCUGGUUUGGCCCCUCCAUUCCGGCCCCAGACCCUCAGAACGAGGCUGCCUACGGCCCAUUCAGCUACGACCAUUCCUAUGUGACCCCACAUACAGCUUCUGGGCCCUUCUCACCACACCCUCCAUUCUCACAUGCCACAGACGUGCCAGGCACGGCGCCCGCCAACGUUGAGAACGUGGCAGGUACUUUCUCUCCAGUUUCACAAUAUUCAAAAACUUCCGAGGUCCCACAGCCCGAGUUUGUCCGCCAUUCCGAGGAGCCAUACGCAGAGCCCAAGCCUGCCACAGAAGCACCAGGAUCCCAUCUGCAGUCCGACUCCAACACCCCAAACCGGCCCCGGAGCAGUCCCAGCACUUUUGUGCCGAACCAGCAAACUGCCGGGCCCGUUGAGUAUCCGUGGACGAUGAAUCCCCUAGGAAUUUCUACUCCUGGCAUGCACGAACACUACUACUCAAGCCCAACUUAUCCUCCGCUCCGAGACCGCAGUCCCCGCUUCAGUGAGCCGGCCAUGGACCUCCAUGGCGACAUGAUCGCGCCACAGCCACGGCGCAUGUACGCGCCCAUCGCUCCCCAUCCCUCGGGGCCUAGGACGAGCGCGCCAAAGCGCUCCAGGGACGAUGACGAGGAUCCUUCAGAGCACGCUAAGAGGAGGAAGCGUUCGGAUUCCAACACCAACAUGACCAUAGAGUUGGGCGAGGAAGACCGGUUGCUUAUCAAACUAAAGGACGAGGAGAGCAUGCCGUGGAAAGACAUCGCAGCCCGCUUCCAGUCAGACCUCGGGAAGACGUAUCAGAUUCCGGCAUUGCAAAUGCGUCUCAAGCGACUCAGAGAACGCAUGCGCGUGUGGACGGAGGCCGACGUCAAAGCACUCCGAAUGGCGCACGAGUACUGGGUCCAGAGCAAGUUCGACAUCAUCAGCCAAAAGAUGCUAGAGUUUGGCGCAGCCGAGAAAUGGACCGCUCGUCAGUGUGCGCGAAAAUGGGCUGAGAUUGACCCGGGCCCAACUCCAUACACUACGUACGACCACCACGUUCCCGGACCAACCUAUGCACCCUACACGAUGAGCCCUGUAGAAGCGCCUCAUUUCAUGCCUUUCGUGCACAUACAAUGAGCUGUCACCCAUAUGACGGCUCGUUUCUUUUUUGGGUUUCUUUGGAACUUCGGUCGAGGGCGGUGGCUCUCCCCAGGCAUUGGAGUUACGGCGCAGGGUAACAUGG